AUUUCAAAAGGGGGAAACCUGUGAAAGGAGUAGUAGGCCCCACUUUUCCUCUCAGUUCUCGGCUUUGAAAUUCAAUUCAAGAGAUGAAAUUCAAGUAUCAAAAGAAACAUCAUCAGUUCGACCCAAUUAAACACGCGCUUUUGCACUUUGCACGUGUUAUCGGCAAGGCCUUUCUAUACCUGGGAACUCCGCCCCUCUGUCCGCUUCACCAGAGCUGUCCUCUCCUCCAACUCCACUGCCAAUAUCUGGGCAUCCUUCCCAUCUGCAGCCUGUGCUCGUUCCCUGAUAUCAAGAUCCCGGCGAGAUGUUUGAAUUCGUGCUCUUCGUGAUUCGGCAAGUCACCGGAUUCAUCUGCCCCAUGAAGAUCUUCCACGAAAUUCAGGAAAUGGAGGAGCAUCCAGU
Molecule: messenger RNA, 402 nt
Organism: Drosophila serrata
Lineage: Eukaryota; Metazoa; Arthropoda; Insecta; Diptera; Drosophilidae
Source: RefSeq, a predicted model, not a curated record